CCACUGGAAAAAAUAAGAGCUAAGGAUUUACGACCCUCAUCUCAAUUAAAUCAUCAACGCCUGUGGGGAAGCCUUCCAGAGCCAAAUCUAGCGCCAGCAGAAGCCCUCCAGAGCCAACACCCGCAUCCGCGAAGAAGCCUUCCAGCGCCAACUACGAGCCCGUGAACUAGCCUUCCGGAAAAUCACCAAAAAAAAAAAUCUUCAAAGCAGAGAUUUCAUGAAACCUUCAACCAACAUGGAAGAAAAAUUGGGAGAACAAAUGAAACAAGACUUCUGGAAGAAAUGGACAUCGGAAUAUCUCUCCAGAUUGCAACAAAGGAGCAAAUGGACGGAUAAAAAAGAAAACAUGAAAAUAGGAGAUAUCGUACUAGUCAAACAGGACAACGUUAAUCCCAACUAUUGGCCCUUGGGAAGAGUGACGCAGUGUCACCCAGGAAACGACGGAUUUGUGAGAGUGGCUACGAUACGAUGCAAAGAUGGGAAAGAGAUCAGAAGACCUAUAACCAAAAUCUGCAUACGUCCACUCCUUCGGAACCGAAGAACUAACAGAUCCACCACGGAAAUAAAUGAAGUAGAAGCCGAAAUUCCAUUGACCGAAAUCACACCGAGUUCAAAACCACGCCAGCAAUGUUUCGACCUUGACCAGCUCUACGCCGAGGCGAAAACAGAAUUCCAGACGAGAGACCAACUCCGGACGUCAGCACCCAUUCAUGACCAUGCCCAAUAA
This is a messenger RNA of Coccinella septempunctata (seven-spotted ladybird), 727 nucleotides long. RefSeq lists its product as uncharacterized. The transcript has 3 exons. The coding region runs from base 218 to 727 and encodes 169 amino acids. The record is from RefSeq and is a predicted model, not a curated record. NCBI's taxonomy places the organism in Eukaryota, Metazoa, Arthropoda, Insecta, Coleoptera, Coccinellidae.